GGGACCAAGAAGACCCGGGGGGUGCAGGCGCUGGCUAUCAGCCCCAACCGUCGGUGCCUGGCGCUUUCGGAGAUGGUGGCAGAGAAGCCGGUCCUGACCAUUUACGAGGUGUCUUCGGUGUCGGCGCGAAGGCGGCAGAUGCUGGCCGCCGCUGAGGUGCUGUCGCAGGAGGCGGUGUCGCUGGCCUUCUCCCCCGACUGCCGGUACCUGGCAGCAGUCACGGCCCCCCCCGAGGGGCACCUCAGCUACUGGCUCUGGAAGAAGCAGCGGCUGCGGGGGGCGGUGAGCUUUAGUCCUCAAGACAAUGCACAGGUUUGUGUCACUGGAAAUGGUUUUUUUAAACUUUUUAAGUACAGUGAAGGAACUUUGAAGCAGAUUAAAUUACAAAAGAGAGAGCCGCAGAACUACUUGUGCCAUGCCUGGCUGUCUGAGAAGGAAGUUAUAUGUGGCACUGACACAGGCAAACUUGCCUUGUUUCAAACUGGACAGCUGCUCUGGGAGACGAGUGUAAAGUACAAAAAAUCACCCAGAAAACUAGAAGACUCAACAACAAAAGCAAAUGAGAGUUCUUCUGGUAUCUCUUAUGGACUGGGCUCUGAAGAUAAUAGUUCACAACAGGAUUCUUUGCCUCAAAUAUCUGCAAUUGCAUCUUAUUCCAAAGGCUUUGCAUGUUCUCCUAGCCCAGGAGUUGUUGUUCUCUUUGAGAAGACCAAGGAAAAGCAAGACUACGAGGAGAGUCAAGAAAUCUGGCUUCCUCAGGACCUGUUCUGCAGGGAGCCAGAACAGUCAGUCAGACAGGACAUUCUAUGUAUAUGCUUCAGCCCCUCUGAGGAAACGAUGAUCGUUAACACAAAUAAAAAUCAGCUUUACAUGUUUACUAUGCUCUCUGCUGAUCAUACGAAGGGGAAUGCAGCUUAUUUUGCAUAUCUGAACUUCCCGUUGCACUCUGCUUCCAUCACUGGUCUGGACGUCUGUACUUGGAAACCCAUUCUUGCUACUUGUUCCCUGGAUAGAUCUGUCCGCAUCUGGAAUUACAAGACAAACACUUUGGAGCUGUGUAAGGAAUUUCGUGAGGAAGCAUACACAGUAUCACUUCAUCCCACCGGCCUUUUCUGUUUGGUUGGGUUUUCUGACAAACUGCGAUUUAUAAGUCUGCUGUAUGAGGACAUGCGUGUUUUCAAGGAGUUUUCUAUAAGAAACUGUAGAGAGUGCUCGUUCAGUAAUGGAGGCCAUUUAUUUGCUGCGGUUAAUGAGAACGUGAUUCAAAUUUAUUCCAGCAUCACCUUUGAGAAUAUUAAUAAUCUGAAAGGACACGGUGGGAAUAUAUAUGCAGUUAAAUGGAGCACAGAUGAUGCUAAAUUUGUCUCCUGUGACACACAUGGUGCUGUGUAUGAGUGGAACUUGUUGACUGGUAAAAGGGAGUCGGAAUGUGUGCUCAAGUCCUGCAUCUGCAGCAGCAUUGCCCUGUCUCCUGAUGCCAAAACCAUCCUUGCUGUUGGAUCUGACCAAACUAUCAAAGAAAUUUCAGAGUCUUCGAUCCAGCAGGGAGUGUCUGCUUUUGGCAGUGUUUAUACUGCAGUAGUUUUUUCUCAUUCCGGGAGCAUGGUAUUUGUUGGUACAUCUCUGGGAUUAAUUCGAGCUAUGAAAUACCCAUUACCUUUGACAAAGGAUUUCAACGAGUAUCAGGCCCAUUCAGGUGCUGUUACAAAGAUGUCCAUAACAACCGAUGACCUCUUUCUGCUGACUGCCUCAGAGGAUGGCUCUCUAUUUAUCUGGAAAGUGUGUGAUAAAGGAGGUGGAAUACUGAAAUGGGAAAAGGAAGUUGAGUAUGCUGAGGAAGUGCUGACCAUGAAAUCAGAUCUAGAUGAGAAGGGUCAAGCAAUACUAGACCUGCAGAUUCAUGUGAAAGAGCUACAGACAGAAAGUGAUUUCCAGCUACGUCUCAAGGACAUGGACUUUAAUGAAAAAAUAAAGGAAUUAGAAGAUAAUUACACUCAAGAAAUAGGCUCCCUUAAAACCAAACAACAGAUUUUACAGACAGAGAAAGAAGAACAAGAGAUAGAGCACCAAUGUCAACUGUCCGAGCUGAUGAAUAAACAGGCCAGGGAGGUGCAACAGCUAGAAUCUGACAGAGACCAGAAACUCUUAAUGGAACAUGAGAAAUACCAGAAGCUCAAAGUAAAAUCCCAGAGGAUGCAGGAGGAAUACGAGAAACAAUUGCACAAUUUGGAGGAAAGCAAAAGCAGAGAGGUGAAGGAGCUUACAGAAUAUUAUGAGGAAAAACUUAAUGAGAAAUCUGUUCUGCUAGAAGAGGCAAAGGAAGAUCUGAGACAGCAGCUUCAAGCACAUGAAGAAAUUAAGAAACAAAUUGAAGAAGAUGAAGACCAAGAAAUCCUGGAAAUCCAAAUCAAGUAUGAGAAACAGCUCAUGGAAGAAAAGAAAUCAAACCUGCAACUGAAAGGAGAAAUCGGAGUCAUGAAUAAAAGGUUGAACAGCCUACAGAAAGAGCUCAAGGAGAGAAACAAGGACAUGGACGAAAUGAGAGAGGAGCAGCACAAGCUGCAAGGCAUCAUUAAGUCACUGGACAAGGACAUCUUGGCACUAAAGACAGAGAUUCAAGAGAGAGUCGACACUAUCCAAGACAAGGAGAAGCAUAUAUAUGACCUAAAAAAGAAAAAUCAGGAACUGGAAAAUUUCAAGUCUAUACUGGAUUACAGAAUAGAGGAGUUAAAGAAGCAAAUAGAGUCACGUGAAAAUGAUAUGAAAACAAUGAAGAAGCAGAUCCCUGAGAUGGAGAGGGAGCUGGAACGAUUUCACAAGGAGAGCACACAGCUGAAGCUGAACAUCACACAACUGCAACAAAAACUAAAGGCAACUGAUAGUGAGAUGCACAGAGAGAGGCAGAAGAAGCGAAAUAUGGAAGCUCUCGUCAAGCGAAUUAAAACGGAUCUUCUUAAUUGUGUGGGCUUCAUUCAGGAUUCAAAAAAAAUGAAGGAUGAGAUCCGUAAGCUCUACACCAAGUAUGUGCAGCAAUCAGACAUGGUGGAGACCGAAGCAGAAGACACAGAUUUGCAGCAGGAGUCCACAAGACAGCGAGAGUAUCUUGAGAGGAAUUUGGCAGCUUUGCAAAAGAAGGUGGUGAAGGAUCAGAAAAUCCACCAAGUUGCCUACGCACGCAUUGUGCAGGAAAAUGUGAGUCUGAUUAAGGAUAUUAAUGACUUGCGGAAAGAACUGAAGGUAGCCAAUGCCCGGGUACGUGACCUCCAGUCAACACAAAAAUCAAUCAAGAAAAAGCAAGCAAUUCAAGACACAGCUCCUUCAGGUGAACUGCUCCCCAGCCCAGCUGUCCUGAGGUUGAAUAAAGAGAAAGAAAGAGAGAAAAUCAUAGAAAUGCAGCAGCUAGAAAUUCAGUACCAGCGAGACCAAAUUCAGUACCAGCGAGACCGAAUUCAGUACCUGCGAGACCAAAUUCAGUACCUGCAAGGCCAAAUCUAG
Molecule: messenger RNA, 3495 nt
Organism: Mesitornis unicolor (brown roatelo)
Lineage: Eukaryota; Metazoa; Chordata; Aves; Mesitornithiformes; Mesitornithidae
Gene: CFAP57
Product: cilia and flagella associated protein 57
Exons: 21
Molecular function (GO): protein binding
Source: RefSeq, a predicted model, not a curated record